AUGAAAUGGCAGAGGCUUUUGGCUGCUGCUGCUGCUGCUGCUGCUGCUGCACGCCGUCAAUGUUUUCGCGCGCACGGUCCGCGCGCAAGCUGCGAUCUCGCGGGCGGCUUCGAGGCUUUGCGUGCCGCGAACACCAUUGAUACUAGUAAAACUCCAGCGGCGGCCUAUGCAGGGCGCAAGGUCUCGCUCCACGCCGAGGACGAUGCCACGCAAACGAUUGGACGAGUGCGGCUGGUCCCGCCUGUUUUGGUUGUGGUGUUGGCCGUCAAGUUUUUCUUCUUCACCUUGACACCUUUCCUGCUACGACCAGGCGAAGGAGUCGAGACAGGUCCGCAACCCUUGGACCGGGCGCGCCUUCGUUAG
Purpureocillium takamizusanense is the source of this 363-nucleotide messenger RNA. RefSeq lists its product as uncharacterized. The transcript has a single exon. NCBI's taxonomy places the organism in Eukaryota, Fungi, Ascomycota, Sordariomycetes, Hypocreales, Ophiocordycipitaceae. The record is from RefSeq and is a predicted model, not a curated record. The coding region runs from base 1 to 363 and encodes 120 amino acids.